Molecule: messenger RNA, 1304 nt
Organism: Chanos chanos (milkfish)
Lineage: Eukaryota; Metazoa; Chordata; Actinopteri; Gonorynchiformes; Chanidae
Gene: hnrnpa1a
Product: heterogeneous nuclear ribonucleoprotein A1a
Exons: 11
Coding region: 70-1122 (350 amino acids)
Biological process (GO): mRNA splicing, via spliceosome
Cellular component (GO): catalytic step 2 spliceosome
Molecular function (GO): mRNA 3'-UTR binding
Source: RefSeq, a predicted model, not a curated record
CUUGCGUAGCUUCUGAGCCACAGAGCGUGUUGAAGGCAGUAGCUUGCUUACGCGCUGUAGCGGACAACAAUGUCCAAGCAAGAGACUCCUCGGGAGCCAGAGCAGCUCCGCAAGCUCUUCAUAGGCGGGCUGAGUUUCGAGACGACGGACGAAAGCCUUCGGGCCCACUUUGAACAAUGGGGAACCCUGACAGACUGCGUGGUAAUGAGGGACCCCAACACAAAGAGGUCCAGGGGGUUUGGCUUUGUUACAUACAGCUCGGUGAGUGAAGUGGAUGCUGCGAUGGAUGCCCGUCCACACAAAGUAGAUGGGAGAGCCGUGGAACCGAAGAGAGCCGUGUCUAGAGAGGAUUCAUCCAGGCCAGGUGCACACUUGACAGUGAAGAAGAUAUUUGUGGGUGGAAUCAAGGAGGAUACUGAUGAAGAACACCUGCGAGACUAUUUUGGACAGUUUGGCAAGAUUGAGGUUAUUAAUAUCAUGACAGAGAAGAACAGCGACAAGAGGAGGGGCUUCGCUUUCAUUACGUUUGACGAUCAUGACUCUGUCGACAGGAUUGUCAUCCAGAAGUAUCAUACAGUGAAUGGUCAUAACUGUGAAGUUCGGAAAGCUCUGUCCAGGGAAGAGAUGAACAGAGUUGGGAUGAACCCAAGGGGAGGCCGUGGUGGAGGCGGCGGAGGGAACUUUGGUGGCAGAGGUGGUGGAUAUGGAGGAGGAUAUGGGGGAGGAAGAGGAGGGUACGGUGGAGAUGGCUAUAACGGUUACGGAGGAAACGGCGGUGGCUAUGGUGGUGGAGGUCCUGGCUACGGUGGUAACCGUGGUUACGGUGGUGGCGGCGGAGGUGGAGGCGGUGGCUAUGGCAACCAGGGUGGUGGCUAUGGAGGGUAUGACAACUAUCCUGGCGGUGGCGGAGGGAACUACGGUGGCGGUAACUUUGGAGGAGGAGGAGGUGGUGGCGGUGACUACAAUGAUUUUGGCAACUACAACAACCAGUCGUCUUCUAACUACGGCCCAAUGAAAGGAGGCAAUUAUGGUGGUGGGGGAAGGAGUGGCCCAUAUGGAGGUGGGUACGGCGGUGGCUCUGGAGGUGGUUAUGGAGGUGGCUCUGGAGGGAGAAGGUUCUAGAAGCCAGGCCACAGUACUUAGGAGAGGAGAGCCAGAGAAAGGUGACAGGGAAAGGAAGCAGGUUUACAACCUAGAUCUGCCCAGCCACACAGCGUGGUGACGCUAUUUACGUCUGCCAGAUGAAGAGAACGUGUACAAUAGGAGAGGAAAAUCAUGUGGGGAAUGCAGGGGGGGGGGGGGGG